AAUCAGACCUACAGUUGGAAGUAAAUCAGAAAGUUAAAGAAAUAGAAAGUUAUUAAGGAAAAACUUCCAUAAAAAAUAGAUAAAAAAUAGUGCCAUUAGAAGACAUAUUUUAUUCUUAUUACUAUAUUACUUUCUUUAGAUUUAAAAAAUAAAAAAUAAAUAAAAUACAAAAUGACCGUUCGCGAUUAUAUUCGAAAGUUCUUGUUGAUGAACUGGAAGAACCACAAGAUACAGAUAUCGAAUCCAUUGGAACUGACGAUCCUGACCUUCUCCGCCCCCCUCUUCACCAUGAUGGCAGUGAUACUGCGAUGUGUGAUCCCAGUGGACCAGAGAUCGGACAAGGUGUACGAACCGAUCGACUUGGAUCGAUCCUGGCUGGAGAUGAUCGAGGCGAUGGAGCGAUCCCAGAAAUCGGCCAAGGAUCAUAACUACGGAAGUAAUACGUUCUGCCCGGAACUGAUCAUUGGAUGGGCGCCCGAGUCCUACAACAUAUUCGAGGAGCUAAUGAUGAUAGCGGCCCGAUCCCUGACCUCCAUGAAGAUCUCCAAGUAUGCCGUUUGCGAGGACCUGGAGGAGGCCAUCCGUACGGAUCACAUAUUCGCGGGAAUUUGUUUCGACAACUCCCACUUCGAGGUGGACUAUGUGUUUGAGGAUGGGGUCCUGGCCAGUGACAUGUCCAUCAAGCCGGUCCUCAACUACACGAUCAUCCUGCCCAGCGAGCUGCGCCGGUCGGAGGGCGUCUUUGCGGUGGCCAACUGGAUGACUCUCUACAAGGACGAUCCAAGGGAUUACACCUUAAACCGGCUGAAUCAGCCGUAUACGGGUGGCUAUGUUGGCUACGUCCGGGAGGGAUUCAUUCGAAUGCAGAAGACAGUCACGGAGUCCUUUCUUCAAGUCAUUAGCCGGAAGCCUCUACCGAAGGUGGUACUAAGACGGUUUCCGGUUCUUGGGCGGAAGGAGGACUCAUUGAUGAUAUUUCUGGAGUACGGAAUGGCAUUGCUGAUUAUAAUGGGCUAUCUGUUUCCAUCACAGUUGCUGGCUUGGCAAAUGGUUAGCGAAAAACAGUCGCAAUUGCGUUUAUUUCUCAUCAAUAUGAACAUUGGCAACAUAAUUCACUUUCUGUCGUGGUAUUUCAAGGGAGUCCUUUACUUAUUCAUCAGUUCCUUGAUCGUGACACUUCUCCUGAAGGUCCACUGGAGUAACGAUCAUGCCGUGCUGACCCAGACCCCCUGGUACAUCGUCCUCCUUGUCCUGAUGACCUACAACCUGUCCAGCACUGGCAUGGUCAUGAUGAUAUCAUCCUUCUUCCGGGACACUGUCCAUGCCGUUCGGGUGGUCACCAUCGUCUGGGCGGUGUCCUACAUGCCCUCCUUUGUCCUGUGGAACAAUCCGGAAGUCAAGAUCCUUACACUGCGCUAUGCCUCCUUCCUCCUGCCCAAUGUCGUGGCGAUGAUGGUGUUUGAGUGCAUUGUGGAACGGGAAAUGCUGUUCCAGAACACCUGGGACAACAUCUCCUACGAUCUGAACUACAACAAUGGCCCCAUAUCGGUGCAGACCAGUACCUGGGUGUUCCUAACCCAUGCGGUGAUCUACUCCAUCGUCGGGAUGUAUCUGGAUAUGUGGCGGGGCGUGGAUCGGUCCACCCAGAAGCUGAAGAGACCGAAUCGAUCGAAUAGUUUGGGGGAGGACGGAUACCAUGAUCGGGGGGACAGUUUCAGCCACCAGGGCCAGGGCAUUGGGGUGAACUCCACCAAGAUCUACGAGGUGGAACCCUCCCAUCGACGCUUCAAGAUCAAAAUCAAGAAGCUCUGCAAGCGAUUCGCUCCCAACGACCGUCCGGCCCUCAAUCUCUUCACCUGGAAUGUCUACGAGAACGAGGUCACCGUCCUCAUGGGCCACAAUGGAUGUGGCAAGUCGACACUGUUGAAGAUUCUGGCCGGUCUGCAGGAGCCCAGUCGCGGCACUGUCAUGGUCUCGAACUAUAACAUCCAAACGGAACGGAAGGCCGCCUCCAUGGAACUGGGCAUCGCCUUCAACAGCGACAUGCUCCUCUCCAGCCUCACGGUGAUGGACAAUUUGAGGUUCAUUUGCCGGGUGAAGGGCAUGCACAGCUCCACGGAGGUGGACGAGCAGGUGGCCUUCUACAUGUCCACCCUUCAACUGGACACAAUCAAGAACAAACGCCUCCGAAACCUGACGCAACGCGACAUGUGCCUCGUUACCAUUUGUUGCGCCUUUGUGGGGCAUAGUCCCAUUAUCCUCAUCGAUGAUGUCCACUCCGACCUGGACAAGGGCUCCCAGGCCCUCGUCUGGGCUUUGAUCAAUGAGGAGAAGUCCCGCAGGACCAUCAUCCUGGUCUCCAACUCACCGGUAUUGGCCGAAAACAUAGCCGAUCGCAUGGCCAUCAUGUCGAAUGGAGAGCUCAAGUGUACGGGGACUAAGCCGUUUCUGAAGAAUAUGUAUGGACAUGGCUAUAGAUUGACCUGUGUCAAAGGCAGAAACUGUAAGAUUCGAGAACUCAACGCCCUAAUGGCCCAGUACAUGCCAAAUCUUACCAUUGAGACCAACAUUGGCUACAAAAUCACCUUCGUUCUGGAGAACAAGUACGAGGAUCAGUUCCCCUACCUCAUAGACGAUCUGGAGGAGAAUAUGAAGAAGCUGGAUGUGGUCAGUUUCCGGAUAAGGGACACCUCAAUGGAGGAGAUCUUCCUGAGGUUCGGAUGCGAGGAGAACGAUCCAAUGGGAGGCACCCAGUCGAUGGAUAAUCCAAAUACCCUGGUGGACGAGUACUAUGCGACUUUGGACGAGGCCGACCAGAAGGGGAGGUUGAGUGGAGUGAAGUUGGGACUUCUACAGUGCAGAGCCAUCUUCCUAAAGCGUUGGAUUUUGGCCAAAAGACAUUGGAUCGUGAAGCUGUUCGAGUUCUUUGGCUUUCUGGUGGCCUUCCUGUGCACCUUCGCCGGGACCUUCAUCUAUGGGAAGAACUACGAACUGAUCCCGCUGACCUACAACCUCAGCCAGCUGCCGACGAUCGAUGCCUUCGCCGAACUCUUCUCCAAUGACAAGGACGCCACCGAUAUGCAUGCCUAUUACCGGGAACUGCUCUACUGGUACGAUGCCAAUGUCCUCAACCUGGCCAAGAGUGAUGACGAGAAGUACGCCCUGCUGAACAACUCGGAACUGACCAGCAAUGUCAACUACAAGUUCAUGUUCGGGGCCACCUUCGAUCGCGAAGUGGUGACCGCCUGGUUCAAUAAUAUUCCACUUCAUGCCGCUCCCUUUGCCCUCAAUGUGGUCCAUAAUGCGGUGGCCAGGCACUUCUUCGACGAAGAAGCCACCAUCGAUGUCACCUUGAAGCCUUUGAAGUUCGCCACUAAAAUAGAUACCUUUCCGCCCGGCUCUCAUGGCGUGGGCAGUGUCCUGGCCAUUAAUCUCUGCUUCCUGCUGGGCUUCAUUUGGCCAGCACUCUCUAUUUAUCUGAUCCGGGAGCGAUGCAGUACUCUGAAGAAGCAACAGUUCCUGGCUGGCGCCAGAUUCGUCACAUACUGGAGCUACACUCUCCUCUACGACUUGCUCCUCAUGGUGGUUCACACUUUGGUUCUGCUGGCCAUGGUCGCAAUUUACCUUCAUCCUGUUCACAAUUUGUCCUUCUACUUUUUCCUCAUGCUGGUCUUCGUGAUGGGCUGCCUGUGGCUGGUCUUCUCCACCUACUUGGUGGCCGAGAUCUGCUCGAAUCCCUGCCUGGGCUACAUGAGUCUCUGCUGCAUGGCCAGUGUGGGAGUGGUGUGCUACACCAUAGUGUACUCCCAUCACUCCAUCAAGCCCUCCACUGUCCUGCAGUUCUUCGCCUUCUAUGUGGUGGCCGAGAUCAUCUUCAUACUCUUCCUAACCGUCGAGCAUCAGAUAAUCUGCUCCGAUAACUUUGUCAGAUUCGCCUCCAAAGUGGUCUACAAUUGCAACUCCGUUCCCAAUUGUUGCAAGGAAAUAACCUUCACUGCCCCGGACACUCGACUGGCCAAUUUGUUCAUUGUUCUGACAUGUCAUUUGUUCGUGGCCGCCAUCGCCAUGUUGUUCGUCGAGUUCCAUUCGAUUAUGGGCUUCGGGUUCUGUCGCGGCAGCUCCAAGAGAUCCAAUCACUUGCCAGGAGGUGAGGACAUGUCCAACAGCUGGAUGAUCCGCAGCCAUGUGUCCAUGCCAACGGCGAACGCACCCGCCCAGACCGAACACCAUCGGGUUAGCCGAAUGCCCUCAAGAUCCCGUCCAGAACAUGCCGCCGUCCUCUUGGGCAUCUGUGUCAAGAGGCGUAAGGUUGAUAUUCUCAAGAAUUUGGAUUUCUUUUUGGAGAAAAAAGAAUGCGUUAAUAUAUCAGGAACCAAUAGCUCCGGCAAGACCACUCUCCUGAAAGUCCUAGUGGGUGAGACCAAGAUGAGAAGUGGCCGGAUCUGGAUCUGUGGUCAUUCGAUGGAGAGAUACCGCCUGAGGUGCUAUCGCCUCAUCGGUUACUGCCCGCAGUGGGACCGCCUGCCGGCGGAGUACACGCCCCGGGAACUGAUGUUCCUGAUGGCCCUCAUCCAGGGCCAUCGCAAGACCAUGGCCCGGGAACUGUCAGAGUCCCUGCUGCGGAUGCUGGCCCUCACCUCCUGCUGGAAUCAGUCGGUGCGCCUCUGUACCUCCGGACAGACGCGUCGUCUGCUAUUCGGAGUGGCUGUGAUGGGAUCGCCACAACUGGUCCUGAUCGAUGGGGUGCCGGCUGGUAUAGAUCCCACCGGGAAGAGGACCGUCUUCACAGUUACCUCGCUGAUGCAGUCGCGGGGCUCCAGCUUCAUCUACACACAUCUGAAUAACUUGGACGCGGAGAGGCUAUGCCAGAGGAUACCCGUCCUGAUGUCGGGACAGCUGUGGAUGGUCGGAUCCUUCGACGAGGUCAGCCAGAACUACGAGGAGGGCUACCAGCUGGAGGUGCGAUUCAAGCGAAAGGUCAACCCGAAUGUCAGCAUGUCCAGGACCACCUGGAACCGGAUCAAUCACUUCCCCAUGUCGCCGCAGAAAAAGUUCAGCGCCUUUAUGGAAAUUAAAUUCCCCGAGGCCGUUCUCAAGCGAGAGAAGGAGGACUCUAUGGUUUUCCAAAUGCCAAUCGACUCAACCUCAUUUUCGGAAAUAUUUUUGAUCAUUCGCAAGGACGCUUUUGAAAUGAACAUCGAGGACUACUUCAUCACCCGAAAUAUGCGAAUGGGUCUGGAAAUUUACGUCUACGAUCGAGAUUUUGAGGAGCCCCAUCCCUAAACGACUAGUUAUUAUGGAAAAACACAAAUUUACAAACAAUUUUUGGAUACUUUUUUCACACUUUCGAAAAAAUAAUAAAUUUCUACAUAAGUUUCAACUGAAAUUGAGAUGUUUUCUGAAAGGAGGAGAGCUAUAUCAC
Messenger RNA from Drosophila ananassae, 5422 nucleotides. Its product is annotated as phospholipid-transporting ATPase ABCA3. The record is from RefSeq and is a predicted model, not a curated record. Gene Ontology annotation, molecular function: ATP hydrolysis activity; ABC-type transporter activity; lipid carrier activity. Bases 172 to 5283 code for a protein of 1703 amino acids. Gene Ontology annotation, cellular component: intracellular membrane-bounded organelle; membrane. NCBI's taxonomy places the organism in Eukaryota, Metazoa, Arthropoda, Insecta, Diptera, Drosophilidae. Gene Ontology annotation, biological process: transmembrane transport; lipid transport. The transcript has 10 exons.